AUGGGUAUUAAAAAGCUAAACUUAUUAAUACAAUGCUAUGCUCCUGACUCAUUAACUCAACAAACUCUUAACCAUUAUAAAUAUAAAAGAUUGGCAAUAGACGGUAGUAUUUAUCUUCGAAAAUUUGUUUAUGAAGGAUGGGAAUUUGAAAAUAUUAAGAAUGAAAGAAUAGAAAAAUGGAAAUCGGUUGUUAAAAAAAUGGAAAAAAUGAAAGAUAGUGAUAAUUCAGAAUACAUAACAAUGGGAUUUAGAGAAGUUGUAGACGAGACGAUUUCAUCAUUAUUUCAACCUAGUGAUACUCACAUUCAUAUUAAAAUUCUACAGAAUAUUAUAUCUUGUAAGCAUUCUGAAGUUGAGGAUAUAAUGAAGAGUACAUUUGAAGAUGCAGAGGCUUUACGAUUAAUUGAAUCUUUGACUGAAGUUAUGCAGAAACAACAAACACAAUUGAUUCGAUUAUUAUUUUUAAUAAAUGAAAUAGCAAUAAAAAGUCAAACAAAAGAGAUACCACUAUCUAUACCUUUAGAGAAAGUAAAUAUCGAAGAUGUUAUAACCGUGAAGAGAAAAACAGUAAUACAAACUUUAUCAGUUGAUAAACUAAAAACAAUCGUAAAUUUGACUGAUGAACAAAUAUUCAAAAAAAGAUAUCCUAAUUUUAAACCUUCAGCCGAUAAUAUAAAACUAAAGAAAGAAAUGGAAGAUAUGGUGAAGAUGGCACUGAAAGAUGUAGUAUCAAUGGACCAUGAUAAAACUGUUACAAGAGUGCGACGUGGUAUAACGCAGAUGGAAUACCGACUUGUCGAAUCUUUACUAACCGGAAAAUUAUCAAGUAAUAUAAUGUUAGAGAUAGAAGCAGAAAAUGAUAAUUUAAUGAAAAGCUUAGGGAGAUGCUCAAUUAAGGUUACUUGGAAGAUGUACAAUGAAUGUCGAAAGUUUUUGAAAGUGUGGGGAAUUCCAUGUAUUGUAUCAGAAGGGUACGAAGCGGAAGCAUUAUGUGCAUCAUUAACAACACAUGGUUUAGCCGAUGCAUCAGUGUCAGAAGAUACAGAUACCAUAUUAUAUGGUGAAGGACCAGUUGUAAGAAAAUUUUUGACUAAACGAGAACCGAUUCAAGAAGUUUCACCGGUUAAAAUUCGAAAAUUACUUAACCUUUCACAUGAUGAAUUCCUCGAUCUGUGCAUUUUAUGUGGAACGGAUUUUUCCGGAACAAUUCGAGGGAUUGGACCCAUAAAAGCACUAGAAAUGAUUAAGAGUUAUGGAACGAUAGAAAAUAUCAUACCAAAUCUUAAAUCAGAUAAUAUAUAUGAUCCAAGUUUUAUGAAAGAAGUUAAGAGUGCAAAAAAAAUUUUCAAAAAUCCACCAACUAUUUCUUCAAAAUUCAAAAAUAGUUUGGAAGAAAAGAAAGAAAAUGCAGAAUUCCCAAAGUUAUUGGAGCAAUUUCAAAUUGAUACCAGUUAA
This is a messenger RNA of Dentiscutata erythropus, 1455 nucleotides long. The record is from the annotation of a GenBank genome assembly. Lineage: Eukaryota; Fungi; Glomeromycota; Glomeromycetes; Diversisporales; Gigasporaceae.